Messenger RNA from Sycon ciliatum, 5200 nucleotides. RefSeq names its product sushi, von Willebrand factor type A, EGF and pentraxin domain-containing protein 1-like. The record is from RefSeq and is a predicted model, not a curated record. Lineage: Eukaryota; Metazoa; Porifera; Calcarea; Leucosolenida; Sycettidae. The transcript is spliced from 20 exons. Gene Ontology annotation, molecular function: calcium ion binding. The coding region runs from base 358 to 4863 and encodes 1501 amino acids.
CCAACAAUACUAAAUGGAAAUGUCACGGGUUUGAAACUAUAUGAUGAUAACCAAGAUGAUUUGUUUAGUCUGUAUAACGUAACUUGUGAUGACGGAUACCAUUUGACCAAUAGCAACUACGAGGGAAGAUGCCUGAAUCCUCCACUGUUUACAUCACCCCCAAACUGUGAAGCAUAUUGUCCGUUGCCGAAUAUAUCAAAUUCAAAUGUGAACUCCACAAGAACUAACAACAAUGGUGAUGUCAUUGAAUAUACAGUUACCUGUAACCAUGGAUACGAAAUAAGCAAUCAACACUAUGAUACUGUGUGUCGUGAUCCUUCUGGCUUUACAUCACCCCCGAGCUGUAUAGCUGUUUGUAUGCUACCCAACAUACUUCAUGGCUCUACUAAUGGCACAGGCCUGACUUCUACUUCUACAAGUUUCAUCACCUAUACAAUACAAUGUGGUAAUGGUUACAAAUUGAUGAAUAGCAGCUAUGGUAACGUGUGCUCACGUCCUCCCUCUUUUCCGUUUCCCCCAAGAUGUGUAGACCAAAAUGAAUGCCUAGAUGGUACACACACUUGCAGUUCUGAUGCCACAUGCAACAACUCAAUUGGAUCAUAUCAAUGCAUGUGUAGAUCUGCGGGGUACGCAUUUGAUGGUAUAUCUUGCACAGCUGUUUGUAAUCUACCAACAAUACCAAAUGGAAAUGUCACAGGUUUGAAACUACAUGACGAUAACCAAGAUGGUUUGUUUAGUCUGUAUAACGUAACUUGUGAUCACGGAUACCAUUUGACCAAUAUCAACUACGAGGGAAGAUGCCUGACUCCUCCGCUGUUUACAUCACCCCCAAACUGUGAAGCAUAUUGUCCGUUGCCGAAUAUAUCAAAUUCAAAUGUGAACUCCACAAGAACUAACAACAAUGGCGAUGUCAUUGAAUAUACAGUUACCUGUAACCAUGGAUACGAAAUAAGCAACCAACACUAUGAUACUGUGUGUCGUGAUCCUUCUGGCUUUACAUCACCCCCGAGCUGUAUAGCUGUUUGUAUGCUACCCAACAUACUUCAUGGCUCUACUAAUGGAACAGGCCUGACUUCUACUUCUACAAGUUUCAUCACCUAUACAAUACAAUGUGGUAGUGGUUACAAAUUGACGAAUAGCAGCUAUGGUAACGUGUGCUCACGUCCUCCCUCUUUUCCGUUUCCCCCAAGAUGUGUAGCUGUUUGUAAUCUACCAACAAUACCAAAUGGAAAUGUCACGGGUUCGAAACUACAUGACGAUAACCAAGAUGGUUUGUUUAGUCUGUAUAACGUAACUUGUGAUCACGGAUACCAUUUGACCAAUAGCAACUACGAGGGAAGAUGCCUGACUCCUCCACUGUUUGCAUCACCCCCAAACUGUGAAGCAUAUUGUCCGUUGCCGAAUAUAUCAAAUUCAAAUGUGAACUCCACAAGAACUAACAACAAUGGUGAUGCCAUUGAAUAUACAGUUACCUGUAACCAUGGAUACGAAAUAAGCAAUCAACACUAUGAUACUGUGUGUCGUGAUCCUUCUGGCUUUACAUCACCCCCGAGCUGUAUAGCUGUUUGUAUGCUACCCAACAUACUUCAUGGCUCUACUAAUGGCACAGGCCUGACUUCUACUUCUACAAGUUUCAUCACCUAUACAAUACAAUGUGGUAAUGGUUACAAAUUGACGAAUAGCAGCUAUGGUAACGUGUGCUCACGUCCUCCCUCUUUUCCGUUUCCCCCAAGAUGUGUAGCUGUUUGUAAUCUACCAACAAUACCAAAUGGAAAUGUCACGGGUUUGAAACUACAUGACGAUAACCAAGAUGGUUUGAUUAGUCUGUAUAACUUAACUUGUGAUUACGGAUACCAUUUGACCAAUAGCAACUACGAGGGAAGAUGCCUGACUCCUCCACUGUUUGCAUCACCCCCAAACUGUGAAGCACAUUGUCCGUUGCCGAAUAUAUCAAAUUCAAAUGUGAACUCCACAAGAACUAACAACAAUGGUGAUGUCAUUGAAUAUACAGUUACCUGUAACCAUGGAUACGAAAUAAGCAACCAACACUAUGAUACUGUGUGUCGUGAUCCUUCUAGCUUUACAUCACCCCCGAGCUGUAUAGCUGUUUGCAAUCCACCAACAAUACCAAAUGGAAAUGUCACGGGUUUGAAACUACAUGACGAUAACCAAGAUGGUUUGUUUAGUCUGUAUAACGUAACUUGUGAUGAUGGAUACCAUUUGACCAAUAUCAACUACGAGGGGAGAUGUAUGAAUCCUCCAGUGUUUGCAUCACCCCCAAGCUGUGAAGCGCAUUGCCCCUUGCCUCAUAUAUCAAAUGCAAAUGUGAACUCCACAAGAACUAACAACAAUGGUGAUGCCAUUGAAUAUACAGUUACCUGUAACCAUGGAUACGAAAUAAGCAAUCAACACUAUAAUACGGUGUGUCGUGAUCCUUCUGCCUUUACCUCACCCCCGAGCUGUAUAGCUGUUUGUACACUGCCAACAAUAAACUAUGGCUCUGGCAUUGGUGAACGCAUCAGAGACUCUUCUCCACGUUUCAACAAGUACACUGCGCUAUGUGAUACAUGGUACAAAUUGACCAACAGCAGCUAUGAUCAAUAUUGCCGGCAUCCGCCCUUGUUUCCGACUCCCCCAGCAUGUGUGGCUGUUUGCAAUCCACCAACAAUACCAAAUGGAAAUGUCACGGGUUUGAAACUACAUGACGAUAACCAAGAUGGUUUGUUUAGUCUGUAUAACGUAACUUGUGAUGACGGAUACCAUUUGACCAAUAUCAACUACGAGGGGAGAUGUAUGAAUCCUCCAGUGUUUGCAUCACCCCCAAGCUGUGAAGCGCAUUGCCCGUUGCCUCAGAUAUCAAAUUCAAAUGUGAACUCCACAAGAACUAACAACAAUGGUGAUGUCAUUGAAUAUACAGUUACCUGUAACCAUGGAUACGAAAUAAGCAACCAACACUAUGAUACUGUGUGUCGUGAUCCUUCUGGCUUUACAUCACCCCCGAGCUGUAUAGUUGUAUUGUGCCCAAGCCGAGUGGCACCGGAAAAUGGACAACAUGUGCUACCGAGUCAGCUGACCUACGGGAAUCAGGUAGUCUACCAGUGUAACAAAGGGUUGUAUCUCAAUGGAUCUAACAUCAGUACUUGCACAGGCGAAGGCAGUUGGUCAUCACCGAUACCUACAUGUGCCGUGAAGGCUGUUGGCACGGGGGAUGCCAAUUUUAACUCCAGGUCUCCUGUCGGCACUUUGGUUGGUUCAAUCGUCGGAAUUGGCGUCCUGAUCGUUGUAGCAGUGUUGUUCAUUUCACACCGGAAUCAAGCUGGAAAGCUACCCCCAGCAGUGCAAGGCCCGGUAACCAAACUGACCAAUGCGUGGAGAUACCUCAAGGACCGUUCCGUUGCAAGGACUGAAUCUGGACAAACAAUAAGUAUAAACAGUGGCAAUGAUCACAAUUCUUCUCAAUGCGGAUGGGAGGGCCAAGUGGAAGUGGACAUGUACGAGUCACUUCCUAGUCGUCCAGCUAAUGAUCGCACUUUGACGCUACGACAGCUGCCAAGCACCCCGGGUACCAUUGUGGACUUUCCAGUCUACGGGAACGAGAUCCCGGAAGAAAGCUCCGAGAACGAGGUGUAUGCCGGACUGGAUUCGGCUGCGGUUCAAGUUUACCAGAACAACAAGGCAAAGAAAGAAAAAUCAGGUGAUCUACCUGAGAGCAUCGAACCCAUUGAAAAUGAAGAAGAUACUCACGAACUUGAGCCACCCAUCAGCUCCUCAACUCAAGAUGCUUAUCAGAACAAUAGGAGCCCAGAAGACAGCCCUGAGUCUGAAAUAUACAACAACGACGAAACUGUGCAGAGUCCUGCUGGAGACGGUAUAUAUGAGUUGGGUGAUGCCCCGUCAACCUCUAUUCUGAACACAAAGCAGAGCCACAGGACUAUCCCAUGCGCUGCUCAGGAUGACGUUUAUGAGAUGGUUGAUGCCCCAUCAAUCUCGACUACCACUGUAAAGCAGAUGCGAAAGACUACCCCACGGGUUGUUCAAGAUGACAUUUACGAUAUGGACGGUGCACCUUCGAGCUGUAUUAAGGCUGUCAACCAGAGCAACAAGAUCUUUCAUCAUGGUGCUACUGACGAUACCUAUGAAAUGGAUGCUGCUGUAAACCAGAACAACGUGGAUGAUUAUGUAUACCAGAACAACGUGGACGAUUAUGUAUACCAGAACAACGUGGACGAUUAUGUAUACCAGAACAACGUGGACGAUGAUGUAUACAAGAACAACGUGGACGAUUAUGUAUACCAGAACAACGUGGACGAUGAUGUAUACAAGAACAACGUGGACGAUUAUGUAUACCAGGACAACGCGGAUGAUGAUGCAUACCAGAACAACGGAACUGUCCAAGAUCCUGCUGCAGCUGAUAUCUAUGAAAUGGAUGAUGCCCCCUCAAUCCCUUCUGCGACUGUAGAUCAAAUGCACAAGCCUACCCCAUGCGCUGUUCAAGAUGACGUGUGUGAGACUACCCCACGCGCUGUUCAAGAUGACGUGUCUGAGACUACCCCACGCGCUGUUCAAGAUGACGUGUGUGAGACUACCCCAUGCGCUGUUCAAGAUGACAUGUAUGUGUUGGAUGACGUACUGUCCAGCUCUUUAGCCAAGGUCAGUCGAGAGAAAAAGAUUUCUCAAGAAGAUGCAGAAGACCAUAUUUAUGAAAUGGAUGCUGCCCCGCCAAGUGGUUUGGCGAAUGGAAAUCGGAGCAAGAAGACUAACGUCCCAGCCUGUGGUGAAGACAAUGUAUACGAAAUGGAUGCUCGUGUUGAGGAGCAUGCAGACAAAGUAUACGAAGCUCUCGUUAGUGGCAGUCACAUCUAGGGACGUUCUUGUGUCCAGUGAUAUUACUGCUCAAUGACCGACCUUUGUGUACAUGUACCGUUGCAGAUACUGAAGAUGGCAUCAAUACUGGAUUUGAAUGAUUCCGAAGAUAGCGUCAAUACUGGAUUUGAAUGAUUCUGAAGAUGACAUCAAUUCUGGAUUUGAAUGAUUCUGAAGAUGACAUCAAUACAGGAUUUGGCUGAUUCUGAAGAUGGCGUCAACGUUGGAUUUGAAUGAUUCUGAAGUUGGCAUCAAUACAGGAUUUGAAUGAUUCUGAAGAUGACGUCAAUGCUGGAUUUGAAUGAUUCUGAAGUUGGCAUUAAUACUAGAUUUGAUG